This is a messenger RNA of Cyclopterus lumpus (lumpfish), 1818 nucleotides long. It is a transcript of the gene trmt61b, whose product is annotated as tRNA methyltransferase 61B. Gene Ontology annotation, cellular component: tRNA (m1A) methyltransferase complex. The transcript has 6 exons. The coding region runs from base 299 to 1741 and encodes 480 amino acids. NCBI's taxonomy places the organism in Eukaryota, Metazoa, Chordata, Actinopteri, Perciformes, Cyclopteridae. The record is from RefSeq and is a predicted model, not a curated record. Gene Ontology annotation, biological process: tRNA methylation.
CCGUCGCUCAGUAAUGACGUAGGUCGCGUGUGUUUAUCCAGCAUGGUGACCUCCGUGGGCUGUAAAUACAGCCGGAGCUUCGGGGUAAUGAACACGAGCGAAUUGUCAGUAAAUUGAGUGAGUGAACUUUCAGUCAAUUUUCACUUUGAGUUGACUCUUUAGCAGUGGUUCAUAUUAUAUUUAUAUAUAUUUCCUUUAUUAUUAUUGAUUUUUUUUACACCUGCUUUUAAUUCACUGGAUGAGAUCUCAAGAAGGACUUUUACUCUGAGCUCACGUUGUAUGUGUAUAAUCUGAAUUAAUGGCCGUGCAAAUGCCCUUAGCUCGACUCCUGCUCGUGCACAGGCUGCUGAGGACGAGCACAUCCGGUCAACGACGUCUCCGCAGCAGGGACGUGCUCCGUGAAUGCAGGCGGGAGACGAGGACUCUCUCAACCUUUCCCGUGAAAAGGAGCGAGAGCAAGGGGGACGGCUGGGACCCCUCCCCGCCCCCGAGCAGCGGGCGAGCGCCGCGGCCCCUGUCCCCCCUGGAGAGGCUUAGUCGCCUGCUGCCCCAGGACGCUCUGAGCCCCGAGGUGUCGCAGCUGAGGGACCCGGAAGAAGACGCGAGCGUUGCGGCGUCGGUCACGCACGGCGAGGAGGCUCAUGGGGCAACCCCUGAAGAGGGCGACCGGCCCGCGGCGAGCGCAUCGGCCGCUCUCCCCGGGGAGAGCUCGCUCGCGUUCGGGGAGCUGCUCGUCGCAGAGCACCGCAAGAAGGGCCGGGUGGAGUUCAGGAAGAUGUUCGAGCUCCGGCCGGGGGCGCUCCUGCAGAGCAACUGGGGGGUGGUCGCGCACGAUGACGCGGCCGGGCGGCCCGCGGGCUGCUUCAUGAAGACGAGCAGGGGCGUUCGCUUCCUCGUACGCCGGGCCAGUCUGGAGGACUACGUGCUGUACAUGAAGAGGGGCCCGGCUAUCGCCUACCCUAAGGUUUGGGGUUUGGGGGUUCGCAUGUGUUCACGGGCCCACGCGUCUUCCCGUUGGCUCUUCCUGAUUGUUUCUUGUACUCCAGGACGCAAGCACAAUGCUCAUGAUGAUGGACGUCACAGAGGGCGACCGGGUGCUGGACUCAGGGUCCGGGUCCGGAGCCAUGUCUUUGUUCCUGUCCAGAGCAGGUUCGGCUGUAAGGGCAGUGUGCUGAGCUUGGAAGUCAGGGAGGACCACCACAGGAGGGCGGUGCUCAACUACAAGCGCUGGAGGGAGUCAUGGAGCCUGCGGCGAGGCGAGGAGUGGCCCGACAACGUCCAGUUUCACAUCGGCGACCUCGGCGAGGCCUCGUCGCUCCUCGCCACUCAGGGAUUCCACGCGGUGGCCCUCGACCUGAUCCACCCUCACCUGGUCCUGCCCACCGUGGUUCCGCAUCUGCACCCCGGGGCCGUGUGUGCCGUCUACCUCGCAAACAUCACACAGGUCAUCGACCUGCUGGAGGGGCUCCGAUGUCUGCCGCUGCUGCCCCUGCUGUGCGAGCGCAUCAUCGAGGUUCCGGUCCGAGACUGGGUGGUGGCGCCGGCCCUCCAGAAAGACGGCAGCUACUGCGUCAGGAAAGCUCCCGCCAUGGACCGAGACCGGAGGGAGGAGGCCGACAGAGAGGAGCAGAGCACAGACGAACACCCGGCCUUCGGGAGUGUUCCCUACAUCGCCAGACCUCAUCCCGAACAGAUGAGCCACACGGCGUUCCUGGUGAAACUGAGGAAGUAUGUGCGGUAGACCUUUCGGCCCAGAAGGAACCGUGGGACUAAAAACAUUAUUGUAAAUUAUUUGAUAAAUAAAAUAUUCAAAAUGUU